Drosophila busckii is the source of this 1525-nucleotide messenger RNA. Its product is annotated as cyclic GMP-AMP synthase. The coding region runs from base 287 to 1510 and encodes 407 amino acids. The record is from RefSeq and is a predicted model, not a curated record. The transcript is spliced from 2 exons. NCBI's taxonomy places the organism in Eukaryota, Metazoa, Arthropoda, Insecta, Diptera, Drosophilidae.
UGCAUUCAGAUAUUGUGGUGGUCAUCAAUAAUAUCAAAAUAUUAUGAUCCCAAACAAACUGUUGAUUUUAGUAAUAUACUGACUAAACAAAAGCUAAACUGUUAUAAACACAGUGCUACUAAAACUGUACGCAAACCACAACACUUGUGGCGGCAGAACAAUAAAUGUAUUUUAUUAGAGAUCGACGUAUAAUAUACAAGAGCAAAUAAAUUUGUCCAAAAAGUGUAGUUCCCCGGAAAUUUUUACUUGACUCGGACUCGGUAACGAAAGACUGUGCACAGUUAAAAUGAGUUUUUAUAAAGAGGAUGUUGACGAGAAUAGUGAUGAAUACGAUGAAUACAGUGAAUUUUCAUCAGUACAUUACACCACCGAAAGUACUGAUAAUAGCACCGAAUACGAAUUGAGCUUUAAUGAAGGCAUAAACUACGUGCUAAGUGAAAUUCGUAUGCCGGAUCAGCAAGUGAGACUAUAUACAUCACACGCACAAAUAAUUGAAGAUACUAUCAUAAGAGCCAUGUCGCGUUAUGAUCCAUAUUUUAAGAAUGCGUUUAAAGGUCUGAGUUUGGGCGGCAGUUAUUUGGACCAUCUUAAGAUUUGCUUGCCAGAUGAAUUCGAUAUGCAUGUGAAAAUAUACUUAGGCUGUCAUCUUGAGCCUGUCCCUGUGCAAGGCAUUCCGGGCUAUGUGUUUUUGCGUGCUAACAAUGAGUAUCCGCACAAAUGUAUAAAGCAUUUUCGGAAUGGAUGGUUUGUUGAUCGCAUAGCAGUGCAACAAUGGUUCCGCGACAUUAUCUCAGCAGUUAUGGACGAAAUCCAGUAUAUACGCAUCUCACGGCGCUACUGUUAUACAAUGUCAUAUAAGAAGCAAGGUUUUGGCGUGGCACAUAAUCUAGUGGCGACUGAUACUAAGAAUAGCGAUCGUCAAAUAAGUUUUGAUUUUGUGCCUGUUUUUGAAUUUGAAGCAAAACAGUUUCCCAGAACUAUGGAGAGCGUACCAAAUAAAGGACGUACCUGGUUUGCUGUGCCGCGCAGGUUCAGUGCGAAAUGGAAGGACGACUCCAGAUCAUUCAUUGUUUGCGCUCCACAUUGGGAGCGCAUUGUACUAAAGAAUAAACAAAACCUAAAGGACUCAUUACGUUUGAUGAAAAGAUUCCGCGAUGCGAACGACAUGGGCGCACUUGUCAGUUACAAACUGAAGAGUCUUUAUUUGAGGGAGCUGACCAAGUCAAGAGUUAACUGGGACUGGCCUCCGGGUGAAAUACUAAUAAAAAUGUUAUUUAACUUACUCUGGAGUCUCUAUCAAAAAAAGUUGCCGUUCUAUUUGAAUACAAAACAUAAUCUAUUAAAUGAGAUAAGUGACAGGGAUAGGUAUAGAUAUAUCUCAAUUUUAAGAUCACACGCUGGAAAGUUAGCUUCCCGCAGGAAACAGAAUUAUUUAACAAGCGACGAUAUGUACAACAUUUUUGGCAUUGACGACCAAUCUCAAUGCAAUUCCGAAUAUGAAGACGAUUAAGAUACUGGAGUUAUA